AUGUCCGACAUUGAGGACUAUGUACAUUCCCCCUACGAUGACAUCGAGGACAUAUUGGAGGAUGCCGACCCUGCUUUGGAGUUGGCUGACGACCUUGCGGAUCAUUCCAUGCCGAGCCCCGUAUAUCCAGAUGAAAUCGCCGGUUAUGACAUACAGGAGUACUUCAGCGAUUGGGAUUACUAUUCCGACGACUACAUGGAUGAUGAUCCGUCAUUGUUGAAAACCCACCCACAAGACGGCACCGUCCCGGAACAAGCAACGUCGCAGAAGCCCGGAGCCAAAGCCGAGAAGAGAGGGAAAAAGAGGAAAUUGGCGGACCGAUUUAAUGCGCAGCCGUCCGACGAAGAACUGUUGGUCAGAAACAUCCAGGGAACUUUGUGGGCAAAGCCAACAUCGCCCCGGACUCCACCAUAUCGGAAAGAGGAUGCCCCAAACGUUGCCCUCAUGAAGAAUUGGAAGGAGAUUUUCGCCAUCACGGAUAGCGGGUGGGGUCGCGAAAGCGAAAACACAGAAGAUGAGUCGUGGGCGAAGGACAUGAGUCUGGCAGAUAUGGGAUUGAAGACCGUGCACGGAAAGAGAAUGGAUCAAAACGAUGAAGAUGAACCCGGCGGAGACGAGGAAGAGAGUGAAUAUGAGGAGGUGAUGCGGGUGGAUGAGAACGAAGAGGGGGAUGGUGCGAUUGAGACAAAAGAUGGUGACGAUGUGGAAGUUAUCGAGGAUAUAGAACCAGCGCCAGCAGAGGAACCUGUGGACGAUGAGAAACUGCCUCGAAAGCGACGGCGAUUGCAAUCAGAGUCGGCAACAUCGGCAGCCUCAGACUCUGCUCCUGUUAGAAAAGCGGCCACCACACUCAGGAGCGCCGCCCAGCCUCACCCACCCGCCUCGCGGACAGGGGCAAGACUGAAAGAGACAAGACCAAUGGCCUCUACCGACACACAACCACCAGAGCAUGACAAGGACUCCAGAACAAACGGAUCAGCGCCGGCUACGAACAAGAAGAGGAAGGCAACUGAGGAGCCCGAGGAGGCAGGCAUGUCGAGAUCUACCGCGAGCAGUCGUGCGAAGCGGGUGGCAGCGAAUGAGUCCAAGUCGUCUGUUAAGUCGGCGGAUAGUUCACGUCGAACGCGACAGUCGAAAAAAUGA
Molecule: messenger RNA, 1143 nt
Organism: Exophiala spinifera
Lineage: Eukaryota; Fungi; Ascomycota; Eurotiomycetes; Chaetothyriales; Herpotrichiellaceae
Exons: 1
Coding region: 1-1143 (380 amino acids)
Source: RefSeq, a predicted model, not a curated record